Molecule: messenger RNA, 3688 nt
Organism: Gavialis gangeticus (Gharial)
Lineage: Eukaryota; Metazoa; Chordata; Crocodylia; Gavialidae
Gene: ARL13B
Product: ADP ribosylation factor like GTPase 13B
Exons: 11
Coding region: 140-1438 (432 amino acids)
Biological process (GO): non-motile cilium assembly; receptor localization to non-motile cilium
Cellular component (GO): non-motile cilium; ciliary membrane; motile cilium
Molecular function (GO): GTP binding; GTPase activity
Source: RefSeq, a predicted model, not a curated record
CCCUGCGGGGGCAGUGACAAGCCGGCAUCUGAGUUGCUGAUCUCUUCACCGCCUUCCUAUGUCUCUCUUGCUGGAUCUGUUGACCUGUCUACAUAUCGUUUCUGUAGCUUCCUUGGCUCUGGAUGGCUGAUAAAGUAGGAUGUUUAGUCUGAUGGCCAAUUGCUGUAGCUGGUUAAAACAGUGGCAGGAGCCUGUCAGGAAGGUGACACUAGUGAUGGUGGGACUUGAUAAUGCUGGCAAAACUGCUACAGUGAAAGGAAUCCAAGGAGAAUCUCCUGAAGAUGUUGCUCCUACAGUUGGAUUUUCUAAGAUUGACCUUAAACAAGGAAGGUUUGAAGUCACCAUCUUUGACCUUGGAGGUGGAAAGCGAAUACGGGGCAUCUGGAAGAAUUAUUAUGCAGAGUCCUAUGGGGUAAUAUUUGUUGUGGAUUCCAGUGAUGUAGAGAGAAUGGAAGAAACUAAAGAGACCAUGAUCGAAGUAUUAAGACAUCCUAGGAUAUCAGGAAAACCUGUAUUAGUGCUAGCAAAUAAACAAGACAGAGAAGGAGCUUUGGCAGAAGCAGAUGUAAUAGAGUGUUUAUCUCUAGAAAAACUUGUCAAUGAGCAUAAAUGUCUGUGUCAAAUUGAGCCUUGCUCAGCUGUCAUGGGUUGUGGGAAAAAAAUUGACAAAUCUAUAAAAAAAGGUUUGUAUUGGCUGCUACAUAUUAUAGCAAAAGAUUUUGAUGCCUUAAAUGAGCGCAUCCAGAAAGACACUAUUGAGCAAAAAGCCUAUGAAGAACAAGAGAAACAAGAACGAGCUGAAAGGGUGAGGAAGAUACGAGAAGAAAGAGAUCAGAGGGAGAGAGAAGAAGCUGAACGUGAAGGAAGAAUUAUAACUGAUGAGGCAGAGCAUGAGCCAGUUUUGGGCAACCCUUUCCUUCCUGUAUCUGCUAUAUUCACAGAGAAUGAAAAGCAGACUGCACAAGAGAAGAAGAGGCAAAGGAAGGACAGUGAAAAGGGUGAUAUUACCUUGAAAUCUAAACCCGAGCAGGAGCAAAUGGACACACACCGCCCAACCAGCAGCAGUAGCCAAAAAACAAAUGAUUGUAAACUGAUAGAAACAUACAAAUCUGCACUAGCACAGCAGCUGGAGCAUGAAGAAGAGAGUGACCAGCAAACCUCUGAAAACCUUGACUCAGAUAACAGUAAAAAGAAAAAGAAACUAAAGUUGAAAAGGAAUCACAAGGUGGAACCAGUUAAUAUUGAGGAUACUGCUCCCAAGAAUCCAACCCCACCUCCACCUCUACCACCAGUUGGCUGGGGAACCCCCAAAGUUAAUAGACUUCGAAAACUAGAACCUCUUGGUGAAACCCGUCGUACUGAUUUUUAUGGGAAGCCUCUACCCCCACUGACUAUACGGCAAAGACCCAACAGUGAUGCCCAUGAUGUCAUUACUUAAUCGGAUCACGUGCAGCAUUUUAAAAGCAUAAUUCUAAAAUUAUAAUAUAAGUAAUUCUCCUGCUAGAAGAAAAAUUGGAUGUUGUUUAACAAGUUGCAGUGAGAUGAGACCAUAAAAUUCCAAGGAGAUUUCAGCUGCGAGUUAAUUCUACCAGACUUAAUUGACCAGAACCUCUACUUGACAUAUCAGUUACUGUUCACAUUCUCACCAGCUUUUCUUCAGGGGUUAACAUGGAGACAGAUGACAGAUAUUUUGAGAAACUUUGCAUGCAUAAAGCAUUUGGGACCAGUUUGGUACUCUUGAGCCUAUUUGCCAGAAUAGGCAACCUUUGAAGAAAAAUACCUUGUAGACUAAAUGCAGUUGAAUUACAUGUGUACAUCAAGACCAUUCUUCAGAUGCUGUGUAGUAAUCAGUAUUUUUACAGCUGAUAAUUUUAAAGCAUUUUGUAAGAUGCAUGUAUGUUAGGGUGGAUAUGGGGAAGACCUAUACAAUAAAUAUUAACUAUAUUUUUAUAUUUUUUUUAUAUUUCAUUUUGGAAUUUGAGUCAACAUGAAUGCCUGUUACUUACCAUCACACUGGUGUCUAGAAAGUUUUGGAAAUGUGAUAGCUGUAUAUGGAGGAUAUGCUUUACUCUUAUAUCUACCUUGAGAUAGCAAUACAUUUUGCUUGGGUUUUAUAUCACUAGCCCUAAAUACUCAUGUAUUGUCCUUCUGGCAGUCUACAAGGUUUUUAAGAUUAAUGGGUUUUAUCCAGAAUUAUGUUAUGAAUGAAUUUGUUUAAAAGUUUUGUUACUGAUUUGUUUUCCAUAGUUUUGCUAUAUGAGUUUGGUACACAGAGUAAAUCUGAUUUAAAAACUCUUACCUGAAUAUUUUAUUCUCUGCUAUAAAACAUUAGAAGAUUGUACACUGUAGAACUUCUUUGCACUAUUUUGCACUGAGAAUCCUGGUGGAAUCUUUUACCACGUGUAUAUUCAAUAAGCUUUAUUUAGAAAACACUGAAAUACUAUUUGGGGAAAAGUUGGAGCAGAGAUUUUUGAGCCAUCAUAAUGGGUCUAGUACAUUUUUCCAAAUAAUGUAUCCCUUGCAUAAUAAAGUAGUUAUGUGUAAACCCUGAAUGAUAGAGUUGGUUUUACUGUGGUUCCUAUAGUUGGUGUAAGCUUGUGGUCUGAUGGAGGGGGGAGCAUGUGGAGGGGAGUCAUUGCUAUCCAUUUGAGUAAUUUUACCACUUAGCUGCUGUUGACUGAAGAACCUUGCUAUAUAGUACAAUGCUAUAGUAAGUUUGAAUGUGCUUGUGCAAUGGGAGUACAGGUCGUAAAUUAAAGGAUUUUGGUGGCUUCUCUGUUGGACUGCCAGUUUUCCAUUAUGUAUAUUAGCAAAAAAAAAAAUAGUAGUCAGUACAAAUGAAGUGAAAAUAUUUAUCAGCUAUUUAAAAUUUUGGAAGUAUUGUGUUUUGUUUUAGCCAAAGGAUUGUGUUAAAGUUAAUGGGAGUAAUGCUCUCUUAGCACCUCAAGCAGGACUUUUUUUAUGUUUUUGAAAUAUUGUAUUUCAAUGAAGACAAUUGCUAACAUUGAAAAAUAACACUGGAAAGGGACAAUAUUCAAAUUCACUGAGUUACUGUAAGUAUGAAAGAGUGUGAAUGUGACUGGGAGUAAUACACGUAUGCUUCUCUGGUGUUCUAAUUCAGUGACAGAGUUCUGUUUGGGUAAAUAUUACUUUGGCUUCAUUUUGCUCACUUGCAAUAAACAGGUCUUAAUAUUUAGAAAUUGCUUAAAAGUUUACAUAAAGACGAUUGUACUAUAUUUAGCUAUGUGAUAAUACAUAUGUAGUUGGCUGAGAGGGGCAUCUAUUGCGUGUUUUCCAUUCUUCUGUCUUUUCAGCUUUCUCUCAUCUUUUAGAAAUUCUUCUUUUUACCCUUAUGAAAGAGUAAUUGAAUUCCUGACAGCUCUUUUCAAAUAAAACCAAAAACAAAAGUUUUAAGGAACUUUAACCAAAGAGAAAGUUGGUAUGGUAACUAACUUGGAGCAACUUAAACUGAAAAUGCUAAUAUUUUUUCAUAAUUUUUUUCAGCUGUUAUUGAUAAAUUUAUAUUGAUAUGAGACCAAAGUGCUGGAAAUAUUUUUUCAUAAAGUUUUGUAUAUGAAAAUGUACUGUAAGUUAUAUAUCACAUUGUUCUCUUUCUUACUUUAUAUUGCACAGGCUUUCUAUUUGCUGGGAAUCAUAUUUAUGUAUAGAAUAAAACCAAUGUAUAGAA